UUCACCCGUACUGUACAGGCAUGGGGGAGGACCGAGCAUAGAGAACUCGUAAACGCUGUGGAGUUCCCUGUGCACACCGUGGCCAUGACUUUGACAGUACCGGCUAGCGGACGUUGCUCUCCCGUCUCCAGGCACCUGAAAGCGGACCGGUAGAGGAGGCUAACACCGGAGGGAGAGGCAUUAGCGGACGCCGGCUCGAGUCGGUAAAGCAGCUUUUAUUUGAUUUUUUAACGUGUUUGUUGAGCUUGUUUCUUCACGAGAUAACUGCCGCUCCUCGUUCAGCGGGUUUACGUGGACGCUACCGGGAGGCGCUUUUAUUUGAGCGGUGGAGUGCUGCUGAGUGAGACAGUUUGACACUUUCAGCGAAAACAGGCUGAAAGCUUCUCCUCGGGGACGCCGGUGCAAGGUGAGCGCUGUCCUCCCGUCAACCCCGGCGCUGCGCCGGCCUGCUGUACUCCAGCUCCAGGGCAACGCCGUCGUCGUCUGGCCGGUGCACUGCAGCUCUGUGACGUCCUCAGGUUCACCUACACCGGCUUCCUCUUACCGCCACCGCACUGUGUGACACGGGUUACUCUACAUUCUGCAGUCAGAGAGUUUCUGUAAAGGAAGACGCUUUGCCACAUGAUGUUCUCCAGUAAAUAUGUUGGUGAAGAAAGCCGGCCUCCACCUCCACAGCACCAGGCGAAGCCCCUAAAUGACCCUAUCCACUCUGAAUGAGACGGCAAGAUUCGACUUGUUUCAGACUCUGGCAAACCACCAGCAUUCUUUACCAGUGUAGAAGAUUAGACUUGACAGUUUUACCUCCCGUCAUUGGUUCCAGUCAGAGAAAACCACAUCUGCUUUCUACCUCGAAGGGAAAUAGAAAAGGAAGAAACAUCCGUUUACUUUCCAUGAUUAGUUUCUCAUCUUCUUCUCAUUGCAAUGUUUUUCCGUCUUACCUCAGGGAUCCUCUCCCACUGUCUACCUCCACCACCGAAACAGCCAGCCCAGUGACUGCAACACGAAGCAAUAAUACACCCGUGACCUGCCACUGUUGUUACCGUGACAACCAGUAUUGCCUCUCAAGAUCUCCUCAGUGCACCCGUGACGUGAGCAAAGACCUUUGACCUGUAACCACCUGCCAGCCCUUACCUGUUCACGGCCUAAACAGAACCGAUCAACACAAACCUGGUCUGCUUAUUACCUAAAGGAAAACCCUCAUUAAGCUCACACUUUCUACUCCAGGCAGACAACUGUAUACCUCAGCAAACACAACUUCUGGAUAGUCAGGAAACAGAAGUAAACUUUCAGUCACGACUCACUAUCCUGGUGCUUUAAUCUACCCAGCAGGCGACACAUGCUCACUAACCUGAUGCUUCAAGCCACGCAGUAGACUUCUCACUCUGGAAUCUUCCAAUUGCCUUAAAGGCACGAGUAUAGCAACAGUAGUGAGGUACUUGCACAAAACUUCAGUUCAUCUGAUCCUCAGCAAAGUCACGUCAUACACAAGCCUCAAGAUCUGAGCAGUAGCAGAAGCCAGCAAUCGCUCAGGGGACCGCUUUGGAAGUACCCCCACCGCCUUGAGUUUGGACGUCUCUUUGUGGAGUAGUGAAGCUACCCCAGGAAGAGGAGAAACUAUUGGGAGCCUCAUGUUCUGUCACUACUCUGCAGGAAGAUGCAAAAAGUAAAGAACUGACUGUCAGAUGUAACAGAGAGCGUUAUAUGCCCGAACGACGUAAACACAGAACAUAUCCGUACGGUGUGACGGAGAGGAAUAAAAGAAGGAAACAAAACAAGCUUCUCCUACAGAUGAGAAUAUAAUGCUUUCUGCUCCGCCCACUGCGCUCCUCCCAGCCAACCGCUGCCUACAGUCUGGGAUGGUUAGCUACUGAGCGGGCUGCCAGUGAACGCUGAGCAGGCUGGCGAACUCAGCGUCCGCCUCGCUGUCCUGUGAUUGGCUGCUGGAUGGGACUGAGGCCGAAUGGAGCCAAUGUCCAACAAGCAGGAUAGCAACUCAUCUGAGGGAGAUGAGAAAGGAUGGCCAGAGGUGCCGAAAAGGAAGAGAAAGAACAGCCAGUGCUCCGUGAAGAGCAUGUCGGCUCUUAGCGUCUCUGUUCCAGGGUACAUCCCCAGCUACCUGGAGAAGGACGAGCCAUGUGUAGUGUGUGGGGACAAGGCGACUGGGUACCACUACCGCUGCAUCACCUGUGAGGGCUGCAAGGGUUUUUUCCGCCGGACCAUCCAGAAGAACCUCCAUCCGUCCUACUCCUGUAAAUAUGAAGGUUGCUGCAUCAUCGACAAGAUCACGCGCAACCAGUGCCAGCUGUGCCGCUUUAAGAAAUGCAUCUCUGUGGGCAUGGCCAUGGACUUGGUGUUGGAUGACUCAAAGCGCGUGGCCAAGCGCCGUCUGAUCGAGGAGAAUCGCGAGAAGAGGAAGAAAGAGGAAAUGAUGCGGAUGCUACAGACGAGGCCAGAGCCAGACACCGCAGAGUGGGAGCUGAUCAGGAUGGUGACCGAAGCCCACCGGCACACCAACGCCCAGGGCUCCAGCUGGAAACAGAAGCGCAAAUUCCUGCCCGAUGAUAUUGGCCAGGGUCCUAUGGUGCCCACUUCAGACGGAGAUAAGGUGGAUCUGGAAGUCUUCAGCGAGUUCACCAAGAUAAUGACCCCUGCCAUCACUCGCGUCGUCGACUUUGCCAAGAAACUGCCCAUGUUUUCAGAGCUGCCUUGUGAGGACCAGAUCAUCCUGCUGAAAGGCUGCUGCAUGGAGAUCAUGUCACUGCGUGCCGCUGUGCGCUACGAUCCCGACAGCGAGACUCUUACUCUAAACGGCGAGAUGGCUGUGAAACGCGAGCAGCUGAAGAACGGCGGGCUGGGCGUGGUGUCGGACGCCAUCUUUGAUCUGGGCAAGAGUCUAGCACAAUUUAAUCUGGAUGACUCGGAGGUGGCGCUGAUGCAGGCGGUGCUGCUCAUGAGCUCAGACCGUUCAGGGCUGACCAGCGUGGAGAAGAUUGAGCAGUGCCAAGAGGCUUACCUUCUGGCGUUCGAGCACUAUAUAAACUACCGCAAGCACAACAUUCCCCACUUUUGGCCCAAGCUGCUGAUGAAGGUGACAGACCUGCGCAUGAUCGGGGCUUGCCACGCCAGCCGUUUCCUUCACAUGAAGGUCGAGUGUCCCAAUGAACUGUUUCCCCCGCUCUUCCUGGAGGUGUUCGAGGACCAGGAAGUGUAACUGUACAUCACCCUCAGAAAGAACACUUUUGUGGUGGCUUUGAGGGGAAGUUUGGCUGGAGGACAAGCGAGGACGAAAAACUGGAUUUUUUUUUCUCUUCAUGGAGAGCACACUCUGUAAAUUUCUUUUGUUGCCCCUUUGUGUCUGUUUUUUUGUUUUGUUUUGUUUUUUUGAUUUGUCAAGCAACUCCAGCAUCCACCACCAGCAAGCACACAUCAAUAUUAUCAGAGGAAUGCAAUCAGUCUCACUAGGCACACACACAAAGUACAAGCAGUGUAAAUACUUACAUAACUAUUCACACAUUCAUACACCAUAAAAAGUGUAUUUAUAUGCAAACAAUUGCAUUGCCUCUUUUUGCACCCCCAUGGAUACACAGCUGUACUGCUCCUGACUAAUGCAAACUGAGGGUUAUGUUUCUACUAGCUGCACAGCCACCUAUCACCUCAGAUAAGUGCUUUUUUUGUUUUGUUUUAAUCUCUGGGGCCUGAUCAUUAGCUUCUCUUUCAAUCCCUACACUUCCCUCACAUCUCCUUAACUGCAAAAGCAUCCUCUGUCCGCAGCCUAGCACUCAACCUGCCAAGGCCCCGUGAGUCUUUGUUGACCUACCUCCCUCACGUACUGACCUCUCUCUCUCUCGUGUAUACACAGGCACAUGGUGUACAUGCACAAAAGACACCCCUACAAUAUUACCUCAAACAAUAUUACCUUUCUGAUUAGAAAACACAGACUCGUGUAAUAUUUAGUCAAACCAUAUGCAAGCUACAGUGAGAAAACUUUGUAUGAAGCCCUUAUUUAUAUACAGAUAUGUCUUAUAACUGCAGACAUGAGAUGUUAUCGCUCGGUUUCCUGAGCAGGGACUAAACCCAGUCUAAAAAAAAACACUAAAAACUUUGUUUUCAGUUGAAAUCUUCAUUGAAUUUUCCUUCAAGUGUGGAACUGGGCUUAAUCCAUGCCUGGGACGCUGAACCCAUAGGUAUUAAUUACUGUAGUGCAUCAGAGGUUACAAGAUGUCAUGAACAUCACGGUGCUUUCUGUGAUCGCUAAGUGUUUUGCUAUCCAUCUUUGUGCAGUAAAUUCUCUUUGUUUACUGACAUGGUUCGAUAUUCUUGGAAACAGGUUUACUUUCUUUCUUGCUGUGACUUAAAUAUAAAGUUUGAUACCAUUCUUAUGCAGUAUUUGAAGC
This is a messenger RNA of Neolamprologus brichardi, 4394 nucleotides long. Lineage: Eukaryota; Metazoa; Chordata; Actinopteri; Cichliformes; Cichlidae. The record is from RefSeq and is a predicted model, not a curated record.